AUGAAGCUCCGAUCGGGGCGUCGCCUCGGCUCACCAGCGCCGCCGCGAUCGGCCGGCGGAGCGGACCGCAUCAGCACCCUUCCCGACGAUCUGCUCCUCUUGGUCCUCGCCCACCUCCGCUGCGUCCGCGCCGCCGCGCGCGCAAGCGUCCUCUCCCGCCGGUGGCGUGACCUCUGGACCCGCCUCCCCUCCCUCGUCUUCCGUGACGUCGUCUUCCCCUCCGUGGAACCGGUGCUCGCCCGCGUGAUAUCCUCCGCCUCGUCAGUAUCCCUCCUGGACAUCUGCCUCCGAGAGCGACCCUUCUCGGUCCGUGCGGCGGAGCCCUGCGUCAGCGUUGCCUCGCUGCUACGCGCCACCGCGCAGCUCUCACCGGUGCAGCUCAUCCUCGCAAUCCCGGUAUGCGAAGCCAUGUUGUACGAGAGGGUCGAGCUGCCGUGCUUCCAGCGCGCCAAGUCCAUCUCGCUCUCCUCUUCCAUCUCCCUCCAGCCGCCGGCCACCGGUGAAUUAUUCCCCGCGCUCACCACGCUGGUGCUCUCGGGCUGCUCCUCGGACGUGGGCGCCCUGGUGCUCCGCUGCCCACGCCUGCGCGUGCUCAGGUACACCUUGCCCGGCGGCUGGCGGUUUGGCAUCACGGUCAACUCGGCGUCGCUCCGGGAGCUUGUCGUCGAGGACACAGAACAUUGGACAUUUGUAUGUAAGAUCGACCUCGUAGCACCCAUGCUCGAGCAACUAACAUUGUCCUCUCACGUCUCGCCUCGCAUCAGCCUCUCUGUCUUGGCGCCGAUGGCUGGCAAUAUUUCAUGGCACUGCCAUUACAACGUCACGUUAAUGGGGCUCGGUGACUGGAUACUCGAGACACUGAGCUGGCUGUCGACCCUGCUGAGCUGAGGGCGGCGGCAGAGAGACCACGCGACCUCCGGUGCUGCGCAUAGACGCAAGGAAGGAUACGAGCGGUGAUCCGCAUCCAGUAUGGACGCAAGAGCAUUUCACAUGUGAAAUAGAGAAACAUCUGCAGAUGCAUGUUGCCGCGGACUUGUCGGUCUUUGACUUGGAGCUGAAUCUUACAUCUUCCGGUCAUGUUUAUGGAGCAGUAGUGUUUUCCUUACUCAAGAUGCAUAGCGUCCAUACGACCAUACACAGGCUCAAGGUUGCCAUACCAGAA
Messenger RNA from Triticum aestivum (bread wheat), 1162 nucleotides. RefSeq names its product putative FBD-associated F-box protein At5g22720. The coding region runs from base 1 to 888 and encodes 295 amino acids. The transcript is spliced from 2 exons. Lineage: Eukaryota; Viridiplantae; Streptophyta; Magnoliopsida; Poales; Poaceae. The record is from RefSeq and is a predicted model, not a curated record. Gene Ontology annotation, molecular function: protein binding.